AUGUAUCGUGGACCCAGAAUGAAAACAGCGCCAUUUGCGCCAUUCAAUAAAGCCUUCUUACCAGAAAGUAUGCUUAGGAAGUUUGGUUUCGUUAAAAGCAAUGAUAUGCCUUAUGAAAGAUCACACGCAGUUAGAACAACUCACCAGGAAUUCUAUAAAGUCGUCCAAGAAUCAAUGUUUGGUGCACCAAACCACAAAAUUCUUCGUGUAGAUCCUUUAAGAGAAAAAAUUAUUAUUUCUGAUACAGAAAAAGGAAGAGGUGUUUCGUUUGCAUUCUCAGAUAUUAAACAGGUUGUUACUGAUGAUAAUGAUACAUGCCGUGUGUCAGUAAUCCCACACGACAGCUCAUAUCGUACAAUGACUUUUGGAAUGGAAUCACCAGAAGUUGCUCUAGCAUUUACACAGAGACUUGAAACCUUAGUUCAAGCUCGUAAAAUUGGUGAUAGCUAA
This is a messenger RNA of Trichomonas vaginalis G3, 450 nucleotides long. RefSeq lists its product as uncharacterized. Lineage: Eukaryota; Parabasalia; Trichomonadida; Trichomonadidae. The record is from RefSeq and is a predicted model, not a curated record. Bases 1 to 450 code for a protein of 149 amino acids. The transcript has a single exon.